AUGGUGGCGGAUGUGUUACGUCAGCAUAGUCAGUUGACUCCAGUAUAUCGCAUGUUUCCACCGGUUCCAAUUUUUUCGCGGGUGCCGGUACCGACAAAGUUCAAAGAAAAUCCAAAGAAAAUAUAUUAUUGUCAAAGAUGCCUCAAUCAUGAUACUCCGAGGCCUCGUAAGAACCAUAAGUGUGAAUGCCCAUAUGCAGAUUGUACAUGUGAUAAGUGCGGGUUGGUUGAAAAACGCAGAAUAUUGAACAUUCGACUUCAAAACUAUAAUACGGUAGAAAAUGACUUUGAUGGCCCAUCACCGAUAGAUGAUGAUGGAGAUUCGAAGACUAAAGGAGGUUAG
Molecule: messenger RNA, 342 nt
Organism: Caenorhabditis remanei
Lineage: Eukaryota; Metazoa; Nematoda; Chromadorea; Rhabditida; Rhabditidae
Exons: 3
Coding region: 1-342 (113 amino acids)
Biological process (GO): regulation of DNA-templated transcription
Molecular function (GO): sequence-specific DNA binding
Source: RefSeq, a predicted model, not a curated record